UUCUGCAGCUACACAGCGUGUGCUGAUGGCGGGGAGGGAAAGAUAGUCUUGGAUCCAACUCCCUCCCGAACAUCCUGAGACUGAGGAUGUUGGAACCAGCGAGGGUGUGGCCCUUGCGAAAGGACAAGUCUCGCUCAGCCUCAGGGAGCCAGAGGGGAUAGAUCACAGUUUGAGUGAUUUCCUUCAGUUAUCACGGUUGUUUCUUUGUCGAUGGGAGACAUUUCACAGAAAAGAGAUUCGUAAAUUUAAUGGUAGUACAUAAAGGCGAGAAAACAAAAAUCCAGGACGUUGGACCGGAGUCGUUCUUCCAAUAGGUUUGACCGGGUUCGACCGUGUUGGAGAGGACGGAGGAGUGUUUCAGGACCCUGGACAGCAGAGUAGCGGGGGAACUGUGGGGGAGUUUCAGUACCCUGGACAGCGAUGGCGUGGCCGUGCAUUAGCCGGGCGUGUUGCAUUGCUCGCUUUUGGAACCAGCUGGACAAGGCUGACAUUGCGGUGCCUCUAGUUUUCACGAAAUAUUCCGAGGUUACCGAUGGGGCUACUCCCCACCAACAAAUCCGAGCCCCGGGCAUCGAUGCACAGCCUACUAGUGGCGACCAGGAAUCGGUUGCCAAGACGACCGAGGCAUCUGAAGCAGCGACAGAAGCUGUGUCAGCAUCAGUAAGUGCCAAGGCUGCAUCGCGCCGAGAGUCGGUCAUGAGGCAGGACUAUCGCCCCUGGAAGGUGCGCCCGGAGCCCAGCUGUAAGCCCAAGCAAGAAUACACACCAACAGACACACCCUUUGAGAAAGAGACACAAUACAAGAUGGAUUUCAAGGCCUGGCCAAUCCCCAAGAGGAGUGAUCACCAUCCUUGGAUACCAAAGGGGGACAGGGGCAGCCAGACACCAGUGCUCACCAGAGAAGAGCCACCUGGUUCGGUCGCAACUCCUGUGGCACUUCCAGCGGUGGGUCAUGAUCCAGCAAAAGGCAAGGUGGCAGAUGCUCUUAACAGGCAGAUCAAGGAGGAGAGAGGGACCAGCACCUCCUACAGGAACGAGUUCAGGCCCUGGACGGUAGACGUCAAACCUACAAAGAUAGUCAAAGCAAAGCAGCUGUACCACCCCCCAGAGACCAAAGUUGCUCAUGAAACCAGUUAUAACACCACCUUCCGGGGUCAGUUUAGCAAACGAGCAGAGAUGAUCAGACCAGGGACUGCAGACACCAAGGCCCCUGAGCGCAGGAAGAUACGAAGCCUCUACAGUGAAGCCUAUAAAGAGCCUGCCAAGCAGGAUAAACCAAGCGCCCAGAGCAUGAAGCCGAAAAAACCAUCAAGUCAUAAAGCGCCGAAAAAGGCCAAAGAGAAACAGAGCACGUCGGGACGGGCCGUGAAGAAAAAGAUGGCAGACAGUGCCCCUGCCCCCAAGCCAGAGGAUGGAGCGAAGAGCCAGGAGAUGAACAACAAGCUUGCUGAGGCUAAAGAGUAAUCUUCUGUAAAGGGGGCCACGAGGGCAAGGAAUCAGACUCUUCCUCAUCAACCGAGGGCACCACCACGCACGUGGCCAGAAACCACGCCUUAGUCCAUUCUGGACCAUAGCGAUCAAUUUAUCUCAAUAUCCCCUUUUACCUAAUUACUGUAUCCAGGAUAAUGAGUGUCCAACUCUGUUAACCCAAUAAUCAAACACAGCUUUUCUGGCACAGAAUCCCAUACCAACAACUAACGUGCCUACAUUAUCCUUGGUGCUGAGGGAUUGAUAAUCACCACAUUGGGCACUGUGAGAGUAAUUGCAGAGAGUAAUCACCAUAACAAGACAGCAAACAUUUCCAAGGAGUAGCUUCACUUUGUUGAUCUCCUGGAUCGAGCUGUAAUCCACCUGAUCUCCUGUAUCUAAUGUGUGCAGGACAACCUGAAAUCACCACUUUGAUCCUGCACGCAAACAAUUUGCUCCUCUCUGAAGGAUAAAACAAAUCAAAGGUAGCAUUUCGGAGCCAGUCGCCCUCUCUCAGAACUGUUCUGAGGAAGGGUCACCGGACCCAAAAUGUAACCUCUGAUUUUUUUUCUUCACAGGUGCUGACAGACCUGCUGAGCUUUUCCAGCAACUUCUGUUUGUGUUCCUGAUUUACAGCAUCUGCAGUUCUUUCGGUUUUUAUUUGCUUCUCUCAAUUGGACCCAUUCUGGCAGUUCUUAGCUUUUCUCUAAUACCAUCCAAACUUGAAUAGGUUCCAGCCUGCAACUUCAUCCUGGUCACUCAUCAUCCCCUAUCUUCCUCAUUCAGCAUUCUGGAGCUCUCGAAGUUGAGUCCCACAGAUGCCAUUUGCCGUAAAAUGAAGAAUGAUGUUCAUACAAAUCCUUUGACAUCCUGACUACCCUGCCUCACUGAAGAAAUUCCACGAGGUUCUCCUUUUCUGCAUAGUCAGUGGAAAAAAGACAGGAUCCAACAAAAGAUGGGUUAGAAUCUGCUUGAGGUCCUUUUAUAGGCCUGUGUUUAUGGUCUGUCCAUGUUUUGGUAUUUGUGUUUAGCCCAGAAACCAGACAGAAUUGAGUUGGAGGUGAGAUGGAUGUGGAAGUUAGAAACAGAAUUAAUUCUUGAGAAAAAUUAUCCAUUUGUAAUUUUUAAAAAAAUCUGAGUAGUGUAUACUGUGCUCCAGUUAGUAGGCUGUUAGAAUUGACAAGGGAGAAGUAGAUUUAUUUAGGAUUCAUCCCAGAGGUGGUCGCAAUAACGGCCUGACUGAGCAACACACAUUCCCCACUUGAUAUCUUUUUUAGAUGUCCUCUCACUCACUCCCUCAUUCAUUAGUGCCAAAGCCUUUGUGUGUGAGAUCUUUUCAAUUGGGCCUCCUAGCUCAGGAGUAGGGACACUAUCACUGUACCACAAGAACUAGUGUGUGUAUGGUGUGUGUGUGUGUGUGUGUGUGUGUGUGUGUGUGUGUGUGUGUGUGUGUGCGCCCCCUCACAGGUAAUAUUUAAAACAUGCGAAAACUAAUGUGAGCAUGGAUUUAGAGCACAUCUCCACUCCAGCAACACACCCUGUCACCUCAGCAAUGAAGGAUUGCAUUUUACAUUUUCCACUACUGGCUCCUCGACUUGAUGGGAAGUUUCUUUUCGAUGCCACGUGGCCCUGUUCCUGUUGCGGACACACAGAUAGUUUUCCGUUGAUUGUGCCGGGGACACCACACUUGGUGCUAUUUCAUUUAUGUUGUGGCAAUGGAAAUGAUCAAUUAAUGUAAGUGUAAAGCUCCCAAUUGUGAUGUGCUUUGUGACCUUUGCUUGCAGUUAUUUACCAAUAAAUGCAAAUUGUGAACACUUUCAAUGUGUUCUCUCUUAA
This is a messenger RNA of Stegostoma tigrinum, 3303 nucleotides long. It is a transcript of the gene map6a, whose product is annotated as microtubule-associated protein 6a. NCBI's taxonomy places the organism in Eukaryota, Metazoa, Chordata, Chondrichthyes, Orectolobiformes, Stegostomatidae. Bases 421 to 1464 code for a protein of 347 amino acids. Gene Ontology annotation, cellular component: microtubule; Golgi-associated vesicle; cis-Golgi network. The transcript has 4 exons. Gene Ontology annotation, biological process: regulation of microtubule cytoskeleton organization; cytoskeleton-dependent intracellular transport; microtubule cytoskeleton organization. The record is from RefSeq and is a predicted model, not a curated record. Gene Ontology annotation, molecular function: calmodulin binding; microtubule binding.